ACAACAACAAUAAUCUCUAUCCACUAAAGUAAAGUUAGCCGGUUCCGGUGGCCCAAAUCUCAUUCCUGUUUUUGAUGAAUGGUUAAUCAUUCCAUUCCUUUAUGUUACAAGUUUUUACAAAAUGGUGACUAUCUGGAGCCUAGACAUCAUUUACACGUAGUGUUUUUCAUUAUUGAAGUUACUCCCUAUAAUUUGGGAAUGGAAUUUGUUUCUUAUGCAAGAAAUUUUUUAGAUGGCUUGUUAUUGUCAUACCCAUAUUGAUUGUUGUAUUUGAAUGGCAGAUGUGAAGAGGCUGAUAGGAAGGAAAUUCAACGACACAAUAGUACAAAAUGACAUGAAGCUCUGGCCAUUUAAAGUCACAGCUGGCACUGAUGAUAAGAGUGCUGAGAAACCUUUGAUAGUUGUAACUUACAAGGGUGAAGAGAAGGCAUUUGCUGCUGAAGAGAUAUCUUCAAUUAUCCUCCAAAAGAUGAAGAGCAUUGCUGAGGCCUAUCUAGGCAAAAAAGUCAAGAAUGCUGUUAUCACUGUUCCUGCAUACUUCAAUGAUGCACAGCGUCAGGCUACGAAAGAUGCUGGUGUCAUUGCCGGGCUUAAUGUCUUGCGUAUCAUCAAUGAGCCCACAGCUGCUGCAAUCGCUUAUGGUCUCGACAAAAAGGGAGUUGGAAAAGGUGAUUCUGCUUCAAAGAACAUACUGGUUUUUGAUUUGGGUGGUGGUACUUUUGAUGUCUCUAUUCUCACAAUGAAGGAGGAUGUGUUUGAAGUAAAAGCUGUUAACGGGGACACCCAUCUAGGUGGAGGGGAUUUCAAUAAUAGAAUGGUGGGCCACUUUGCAGCUGAGUUUGAGAGGAAACACAAGAAAGACUUGAGUGGAAACCCCAGGGCUUUAGGGCGGUUGAGAGCGGCUUGUGAGAGGGCCAAGAGAAACCUCUCUUCAGCUACUGAGACAUCCAUUGACAUUGAGUGUCUCUUUGAGGGCAUUGAUUUCUGUUCAAGCAUCACCUGUGCACGAUUUGAGAAAAUGAAUAUGGAUCUAUUCAAAGGCUGUAUGGAGUUAGUUGAAAAGUGUUUAAAGGAUGCCAAAAUGGAGAAGGGGGACAUUCAUGAUGUUGUUAUGGUUGGUGGGUCCAGCCGAAUCCCUAAGGUUGAGGAACUGUUGCAAGAACUCUUCAAUGGAAAGAAGCUCUGCAAGAGUAUAAACCCAGAUGAGGCUGUUGCCUGUGGAGCAGCUUUUCAUGCUGCAUCCCUCACUGGUGCCUGUUUGGGUGUGAACAAGGAUGUUGUGCUUGUGGAUGUUGCUCCACUAUCGCUUGGUAUUAGGGUUUAUAGUGGUGCGAUGUCUGUUGUUAUUCCAAGAAAUACCCCCAUCCCUACAAAGAUGACACAGCACAAUUACACAACUGCUGUGGACAACGCCACAAGUGUUCUGUUCCCCGUGUAUGAGGGGGAAAUGCCAAUAGCAAGAGACAACUAUUUUCUCGGAGGAUUUACCCUCCACAAGAUUCCUCCCGCGCCCAAAGGUGUUGCCAAGUUUGAUGUUUGUUUUGAAAUCGAUGCCAAUGGCAUCUUGACUGUGUCUGCAGUACUUGUGGGUAGUAAAAACAGGGACCAAAUCACAAUAACCAAUCACAGCUUGAGGCUAACAAAGGCGGAGAUUGUUCGGAUGGUGAAGGAGGCGGAGGAGUACCAGGCUCGAGAGGAGAAGCGCAAGAAGGCAUCAGAGGCUGGGAAUGCAUUGGAGAAUUACAUAUACCGCUUGAGGGGUACUCUGAGUAAAUUUGGAAAUUCUAAGAAAAAUAAAUAAAAAAACUAUGGGGGUACGUGUUAUUGGUGGAACUCUGGAAGUACUAGAAUGGGUGGAAAUUCAGACAUAACUUGUGACUGCCUUAUUUGUAUAGACUCCCUUCGUUUGCAUAUAUUCUACUCUACUUAGUUUUCAUCUUCGGUUUAUAAGUCAACACUGUGUAUAUAUAUAUUCCCUAAAUAUAAACGCCCCAUUGAC
Cuscuta campestris is the source of this 1999-nucleotide messenger RNA. Lineage: Eukaryota; Viridiplantae; Streptophyta; Magnoliopsida; Solanales; Convolvulaceae. The record is from the annotation of a GenBank genome assembly.